AUGAAGAACUCCGCCUAUCACUCAGGUAUCAAGCGCACACCAUACAAAGCUAUGUUUGGUUGUGAUCAUAAAGUGGGUCUAACAUCAUCAUGUCUCCCUUCAGAGGUUAUUGAGAGACUUCAGACAGAAGAUGACCUGCUUGCCCUUAUUUCAGAACUAACAGAAGAUGAAGUGUCAGCUCACACCUCGCCUACAGCAGACACUACAGCAUCAACCAACACUGCUCCGUCUACACUCCCAACAGGCCAAUCCCCACAGCCUACACCAGAGUUCACAUCGCCAACCCACACCCAUGAAGAGUCUCCACCACUCAGUCUGUCACCACUUACAAGACGUGAGCGUGAGAUAACACAGGAAAGGAAGCGAGCAAGAGAAGCACAGCUCUCGCAAACUAAGCGCAUGGUAAAGCGCAGCAGGUUAGACUCGAAGGCAGGGGAAGUAGGAGAUAAUGAUGCAGUUUCCAUUCCUUUGGUGGAUAGGGGACGAGGGGAUGCACGUAAUAUCCUCGGUGUCAUCAUUGAUCGUGAUGAAAAUUACCUUUACACCAUAGCCGUUAAGAGUGGCAUAAUCAAGACCAAGUAUUCACGCAACCAAUUUGAUCUUUGUCCGCAGAAACUUCUCACUCAGUCUGAUGUCAAACAAGAUGAACAGGUUUCCCUUCGGCAGGCUUUGAAAUCUACAGCCACUCGUGGUCAGGGUUUCUUAAAAUGCGGCUGUGGUACAGGCAAAAAAAGGUGUUCUACAAAUCGAUGUAAUUGUUACAAGGCUAAGCGCAGGUGUAACAGUCGAUGUCAUAACAGUCUAACGUGUGCAAACAAGUGA
Messenger RNA from Macrobrachium nipponense, 822 nucleotides. RefSeq lists its product as uncharacterized. The transcript has a single exon. The coding region runs from base 1 to 822 and encodes 273 amino acids. The record is from RefSeq and is a predicted model, not a curated record. Lineage: Eukaryota; Metazoa; Arthropoda; Malacostraca; Decapoda; Palaemonidae.